AUGGCCGACAUGACUCAGGUUCCCAUCAAUGGCAACUACCCUGCCCAGCACGGCUACCCCGAAUCCUACAACCACGCAUCUGUUACCAUGAACACUGCUGCCAGCUUCCAACCUGCGCAGUCCUCCACCCCGACUACUGUCACUCCCACCGACCAGCAGAAGAAUGAGAUCUCCAAGGAUGAGGUCGGCUGGUAUUUCGUCGAGCAGUACUACACCACCAUGAGCCGCAACCCCGACAAGCUUCACCUCUUCUACUCCCGCCGGUCUCAGCUGGUUUUCGGCACUGAGGCUGAGUCGGUUCCCGUCACCGUUGGUACCAAGGCGAUCAACGAGAAGCUUAACUCCUUGAAGUUCCAGGAUUGCAAGGUGCGCGUCCUGAAUGUGGAUUCUCAGGCGUCUUUCGACAACAUCCUGGUCUCAGUCAUUGGUGAGAUCUCCAACAACUCCGAGCCAUCCCGCAAGUUCGUGCAGACUUUCGUUCUCGCCGAGCAGCCUAAUGGCUACUAUGUUCUCAACGAUAUCUUCCGAUACAUGGCCGAAGAGCCAGAGGAAGAACUUGAGCAGCCCACCCCAGCUGCGCCUGUUGCCGAAGCCCCCGAGGCCGUUGCCGAGGUUCCUGCUGAGGAGGCUCCGGUGGCUGACGAAGUCCCCGUCUCCAAUGUGGAUGAGAAGGUCGAGGCGGUCGAGGCCAACGUUCAGGUUGAGGAGCCCAAGGAGGUCGCUCCCCAGACCAACGGUGCCCCCGUUGAGGAGGAGACCCCCGCUCCGGUUGCUGCCGUCGAGGCUGAAAUCGUGAAUGACGAGGAGCCUCCCACCCCUGAGCCCUCUCCCGUUCCCGUUGCUGAAAAGGAAGAAGUUCCCGAGAAGGAGACCUCAACCACUCCCGCUGCCCCUAAGACCUGGGCUAGCAUUGCGACUACCUCUUUUGCAGCUAAGGCUGCUGCUGCCGCCAAGGCUUCGGCUGCUCAGGCUGCUCCUGCUGCACCCGCUGCUCCUAAGACUGAUGCUCCUAAGACUGAUGCUCCUAAGACUGAUGCUCCUAAGGCUGCUGCUCCCGCUGCUCAGGCUGCCCCUGCCGCUCAGCCCGCUGCUACCCCCGCCCCCGCAGAGGCCCCUUCUACCGAAGCUGGAUGGCAGACCGCCGGCCACGACCACAAGAAGUCGCAACCCCGUGCUGAGGAGACUGUCCUUGCUUAUAUCAAGAACGUCAACGAGAAAGUCGAUGCCAGUCUGCUUAAGCAGACCCUGGCUCGUUUCGGCAAGCUGAAGUACUUCGAUGUCAGCCGCCCCAAGAACUGUGCCUUUGUUGAAUUCAACGAGCCCUCCGGUUAUACCGCUGCCGUUGCCGCCAACCCCCACCAGAUCGGCAGCGAGCAGAUCCUCGUUGAGGAGCGCCGCCCCCGUGGUAACGCAUACGGCAGCAACGGCUUCCCUGCUGGCCGUGGCGGUGGUGCCGGUCGUGGUCGCGGUGACCGCGCCGGCAGCCAAGGUCGUGGUGGCUUCCAGCGCGAGGGCCGUGGCAGCUUCACUCCCCGUGGCCGCGGUGGCAACGUUGCCGCUAAGGGCCGCCCCAGCCAGCCCCAAGCUGCUUAA
This is a messenger RNA of Penicillium vulpinum, 1593 nucleotides long. Its product is annotated as NTF2 and RRM domain protein. Gene Ontology annotation, molecular function: mRNA binding. The record is from RefSeq and is a predicted model, not a curated record. Gene Ontology annotation, cellular component: ribonucleoprotein complex; cytosol; Ubp3-Bre5 deubiquitination complex. Gene Ontology annotation, biological process: protein deubiquitination; ribophagy. NCBI's taxonomy places the organism in Eukaryota, Fungi, Ascomycota, Eurotiomycetes, Eurotiales, Aspergillaceae. The transcript has 2 exons. Bases 1 to 1593 code for a protein of 530 amino acids.